Messenger RNA from Lodderomyces parapsilosis, 1956 nucleotides. RefSeq names its product Hsp70 family ATPase (gene SSC1). Lineage: Eukaryota; Fungi; Ascomycota; Pichiomycetes; Serinales; Debaryomycetaceae. The coding region runs from base 1 to 1956 and encodes 651 amino acids. The transcript has a single exon. Gene Ontology annotation, molecular function: ATP binding; misfolded protein binding; ATP hydrolysis activity. Gene Ontology annotation, cellular component: cytoplasm; mitochondrion. Gene Ontology annotation, biological process: protein refolding; cellular response to unfolded protein. The record is from RefSeq and is a predicted model, not a curated record.
AUGUUGUCUGCUAGAAGUUCGUUGAGAAGCAUUGCUCGUCAAUUACCAACCUCCACUAGAUUUGCCGCUGUUCGUGCACAAUCCACCACAGCUGCCCCAACUGGUCCAGUCAUUGGUAUUGACUUGGGUACCACCAAUUCAGCUGUAGCUGUUAUGGAAGGUAAAACUCCAAAGAUUUUGGAAAACUCUGAAGGUGGAAGAACUACUCCAUCCAUUGUUGCAUUCACCAAGGAUGGCGAAAGAUUAGUUGGUAUUCCAGCUAAACGUCAAGCUGUUGUUAACCCAGAAAACACUUUGUUUGCCACCAAACGUUUGAUUGGUCGUAGAUAUGAAGAUAAGGAAGUUCAAAGAGAUAUCAAUCAAGUUCCUUACAAGAUUAUCAAGCACGGAAAUGGUGACGCUUGGUUAGAAGCUAGAGGCGAACAAUAUUCACCACAACAAAUUGGUGGUUUCAUUUUGAACAAAAUGAAAGAAACCGCUGAAGCUGCUUUGGGUAAAAAGAUCAACAGUGCCGUUGUCACCUGUCCAGCUUACUUUAACGAUGCUCAAAGACAAGCUACCAAAGAUGCCGGUAAAAUUGUUGGAUUGAACGUUUUGAGAGUUGUUAACGAACCAACUGCCGCUGCUUUGGCAUAUGGUUUGGAAAAGAAGGAUGGUGAAGUUGUUGCUGUUUUCGAUUUGGGUGGUGGUACUUUUGAUAUUUCCAUCUUGGACAUUGGUGCUGGUGUUUUCGAAGUCAAAUCAACUAAUGGUGACACUCACUUGGGUGGUGAAGAUUUCGACAUUGCAUUGGUUAGAAAUAUCGUUGACACUUUCAAAAAGGAAACUGGUAUUGAUUUGGAAAAGGAUAGAAUGGCCAUUCAACGUAUUAGAGAAGCCGCUGAAAAGGCCAAGAUUGAAUUGUCAUCCACUGUUUCUACUGAAAUCAACUUGCCAUUCAUCACUGCUGAUGCUUCUGGUCCAAAACACAUUAACCAAAAGAUUACCAGAGCACAAUUUGAACAAUUGGUUGAGCCAUUGAUCAAAAAGACCAUUGAACCAUGUAAGAAGGCUUUGAAAGAUGCUGGAUUAUCUACUUCAGAUAUUUCUGAAGUUAUCUUGGUUGGUGGUAUGUCAAGAAUGCCAAAGGUUAUUGAGACUGUUAAAUCCAUCUUUGGAAAACAACCAUCCAAGGCUGUUAACCCAGAUGAAGCUGUCGCUUUGGGUGCCGCCAUUCAAGGUGGUAUCCUUGCUGGUGAAGUUAAAGAUGUCGUUUUGUUGGAUGUUACUCCAUUGUCCUUGGGUAUUGAAACCAUGGGUGGUGUUUUCGCUAGAUUGAUUGCUAGAAACACCACUAUUCCAGCCAAGAAAUCACAAAUUUUCUCAACUGCAUCUGCUGGACAAACCUCGGUUGAAAUCAGAGUUUUCCAAGGUGAAAGAGAAUUGACCAGAGACAACAAGUUGAUUGGUAACUUUACCUUGUCAGGUAUUCCACCAGCACCAAAAGGUGUUCCACAAAUUGAAGUCACUUUCGACAUUGAUACUGAUGGUAUCAUUAAGGUUUCUGCUCGUGAUAAAGCUUCCAACAAGGAUGCUUCCAUCACUGUUGCCGGAUCAUCUGGUUUAUCUGAUGCUGAAAUUGAAAAGAUGGUCAAUGAUGCUGAGAAAUAUGCUGAAUCCGAUAAAUCCAAGAGAGAAGCUAUUGAAGCUGCCAACAGAGCUGAUCAAUUGUGUAACGACACUGAAAACUCGUUGAAUGAACAUAAAGAGAAAUUGUCCACUGAAGCCGUUGACAAAGUUAAAGAACACAUCGAAAGAUUGAGAGAAAUUGUCUUGAAAGCACAAGCCGGUGAAGAAGUUGUUGCCGAAGACUUGAAGGCCAAGACCGAAGAAUUGCAAAAUGCAGCUAUUGAUCUUUUCAAGGAUUUGUACAAAGACGGUGGUGAACAAUCAUCAUCUGAAGAAAAGAAGGAAUAG